AUGGCCACAUACCGGGUGGUGGCCGGAGCUUCCGCGGAUGGUGGCGGCCGCAGCUCCUACGGCUGGUGGUGGGCGAAGGGGGCAAGCAGCACCACGGGCGGCGGCGGGCAAGCACCAGCAGCACGGGCGACGGGCGGAGGGGGAGAGCAGCAGCACGGGCGGCGGCAGAGGGGCGAGCAGCAGCACAGACAGGCGCGGUGGCGGAGGGGGAGAGAAGCAGCAGCUCGGGCGCGCGGCAGCAAUGGUGCGGGCAGCCUGCCUGGGAGGGAGGAGGGAGGCGGCGGCGAGGGAGGGCGAGGCCAGCGGCAGCGCCUGCGUGGGAGGGCCGACGGCGGCUACGUGGGAGGGAGGAGGGAGGCGGCGGCGGGGUAG
Messenger RNA from Lolium perenne, 372 nucleotides. NCBI's taxonomy places the organism in Eukaryota, Viridiplantae, Streptophyta, Magnoliopsida, Poales, Poaceae. The record is from RefSeq and is a predicted model, not a curated record.